Chaetura pelagica (chimney swift) is the source of this 4929-nucleotide messenger RNA. It is a transcript of the gene KIF21B, whose product is annotated as kinesin family member 21B. Bases 1 to 4929 code for a protein of 1642 amino acids. Gene Ontology annotation, biological process: mitotic spindle organization; microtubule-based movement. Gene Ontology annotation, molecular function: microtubule binding; ATP binding; microtubule motor activity. The record is from RefSeq and is a predicted model, not a curated record. The transcript is spliced from 35 exons. NCBI's taxonomy places the organism in Eukaryota, Metazoa, Chordata, Aves, Apodiformes, Apodidae.
AUGCUCGGGCACCCAGGCAGCACAGCCGUGGAGAUUUCCUGCAGGAUCCGUCCCCAACUGCCCAAAGAGAAAAUAGAGGGAUGUCACAUCUGCACCUCAGUGACGCCUGGUGAGCCCCAGGUGCUGCUGGGGAAGGACAAGGCCUUCACCUACGACUUUGUAUUUGACCUGGACACGUGGCAGGAACAGAUCUACACGACAUGCGUGGGCAAGCUCAUCGAAGGCUGCUUUGAGGGCUACAAUGCCACUGUGCUGGCUUAUGGGCAGACUGGUGCAGGGAAGACGUACACCAUGGGCACCGGCUUCGAUGUGAGCACCUUGGAGGAGGAGCAGGGCAUCAUCCCGCGCGCCAUCGGCCACCUCUUCAGCGGCAUCGAGGAGCGCCGGCAGGCAGCGCUGAGCCGGGGCCGGGCAGCUCCCGAGUUCAAAGUUAGCGCCCAAUUCCUGGAGCUCUACAACGAGGAGAUCCUGGACCUGUUCGACAGCUCCCGUGACCCAGAUGCACGCCACCGCAAAUCCAACAUCAAAAUCCAUGAGGAUGCCAGCGGGAGCAUCUACACCACGGGGGUCACAUCACGCCUCAUCAGCUCACAGGAGGAGCUGAUCCAGUGCCUAAAGCAGGGGGCUCUUUCCCGCACCACUGCCAGCACCCAGAUGAAUGUGCAGAGCUCCCGCUCCCAUGCCAUCUUCACCAUCCACCUCUGCCAGAUGAGAGUGUGCACCCGCCCAGACCUGGUGAAUGGGCAGGUGACCACCCUCCUGGAGGGAGCCCAGGCUGCCACUGAGUACGAGACCCUCACGGCCAAGUUUCACUUCGUAGACCUGGCUGGGUCGGAGAGGCUGAAGAGAACAGGGGCCACCGGCGAGAGAGCAAAGGAGGGCAUCUCCAUCAACUGCGGGCUGCUGGCUUUGGGGAAUGUCAUUAGUGCCCUUGGAGACCAAAGCAAGAAAAUUGUGCACGUGCCCUACCGCGACUCCAAGCUGACCCGUCUGCUGCAGGAUUCCCUGGGGGGCAACAGCCAAACCAUCAUGAUUGCCUGUGUGAGCCCUUCUGACCGGGACUUCAUGGAGACCCUGAACACGCUCAAGUAUGCCAACCGAGCUCGCAACAUCAAGAACAAGGUGGUGGUGAACCAAGACAAGACAAGCCAGCAGAUCAGUGCCCUGCGGGCCGAGAUUGCCCGCCUGCAGAUGGAGCUGAUGGAGUAUAAGGCGGGCAAGAGGGUCAUUGAGGAGGAUGGCUCAGAGGGCUACAGCGACCUUUUCCAGGAGAAUGCCAUGCUGCAGAAGGAGAACAGUGCCCUGCGCAUGCGGGUGAAGGCCAUGCAGGAGGCCAUCGACGCCAUCAAUAGAAGGGUCACCCAUCUUAUGAGCCAGGAGGCCAAUCUCCUGCUGGCCAAGGCAGGGGACAGUAAUGAAGCCAUUGGUGCCCUCAUCCAGAACUACAUCCAUGAGAUCGAAGAGCUGAGGACGAAGCUUCUGGAGAGUGAGUCUAUGAACGAGUCUCUGCGUCGCAGCCUCUCGCGUCUCUCUGCCCGGCCCCCCUACUCCAUGGGCUCAUCCCCAGCAGCCGGCCUGGCUGGCCUCUGCAGCCCUGGAGCUCCAGGGGAGGUGGAGGCCUCUGAUGUGCUCCAACGGGCCAAGCAGGACCUGGAGCGCCUGAAGAAGAAAGAGAGGAGGCAGCGGAAGAAGAGCCCAGACAAGGAAGCACUUAAGAAGCGGCAGAAACUGCAGCAGGACAAUGGAGAGGAGACAGAUGAGAAUGAGGUGGAAGAGGAGGAGGAGGAGCAGGAUGAGAGCGGCUGUGAGGAAGAGGAAGGACAUGAGGAUGAAGAUGAGGACUCGGGCAGUGAAGAGAGCCUGGUGGACUCAGACUCAGAUGCAGAGGAGAAGGCUGUGAAUUUCCAGGCUGACCUGGCAGAUCUGACUUGUGAGAUAGAGAUCAAGCAGAAGCUGAUUGAUGAGCUGGAGAACAGCCAGCGACGGCUGCAGACCCUCAAGCACCAGUAUGAGGAGAAGCUAAUCCUGCUGCAGAACAAGAUUCGGGACACACAGCUGGAGCGGGACCGGGUCCUGCAGAACCUCAGCACUAUGGAGUGCUACACUGAGGAGAAAGCCAACAAGAUCAAAGCAGACUAUGAGAAGCGGCUGAAAGAGAUGAACCGGGACCUGCAGAAGCUCCAGGCAGCCCAGAAGGAGCAUGCUCGCCUGCUCAAGAACCAGUCCCGCUACGAGCGGGAGCUCAGGAAGCUGCAGGCAGAGGUGGCCGAGAUGAAGAAGGCAAAGGUGGCACUGAUGAAGCAGAUGCGUGAGGAGCAGCAGCGGCGGCGGCUGGUGGAGACCAAGAGGAAUCGAGAGAUUGCGCAGCUCAAGAAGGAGCAGCGGCGGCAGGAGUUUCAAAUCCGGGCUCUGGAAUCUCAGAAGCGGCAGCAGGAAAUUGUGCUGCGGAGGAAAACCCAGGAGGUUUCAGCACUGCGCCGUCUGGCCAAGCCCAUGUCAGACCGGGUGGCCGGCAGGGCCAGCCAGAAGCCAGCCAUGUCCGAUUCAGGCGCAGAGGUCUCAGCCAGCACGACGUCCUCUGAGCCCGAGUCUGGGGCUCGCUCUGUCUCCAGCAUCGUGCGCCAGUGGAACAGGAAGAUCAACAACUUCUUGGGUGACCCUUCAUCCUCUGUGAAUGGGGUUCGGCCUGCCAGGAAGAAGUUCCCCAAGAAGGGGGUGAGCCAGACCUUCAGCAAAGCUGCCCGCCUCAAGUGGCAGUCACUGGAGCGGCGCAUCUUUGACAUCGUCAUGCAGAGGAUGACCAUUGUGAACCUGGAGGCCGACAUGGAGCGGCUCAUUAAGAAACGUGAGGAGCUGGCACUGCUUCAGGAAGCGUUGCUGGGCAAGAGGGUGAAACUGCAGGCAGAGAGUCCCAAGGAGCAGAAGGGGCUGCAGGAGCUGAAUGAGGAGAUUGAAGUGCUGGGGGCCAACAUUGACUACAUCAAUGACAGCAUUUCUGACUGCCAGGCCACCAUUAUGCAGAUUGAGGAGACCAAGGAGGAGCUGGACUCCACAGACACCUCAGUGGUGAUCAGCUCCUGCUCCCUGGCUGAAGCUCGGCUCCUGCUGGACAACUUCCUGAAGGCCUCCAUAGACAAGGGACUGCAGGUGGCACAGAAGGAGGCCCAGAUCCGCCUGCUGGAGGGUCGCCUGCGGCAGAUGGACAUGACUGGCUCUUCGCAGAAUCAUGCCAUCCUGGAUGCCCUGCGGGAGAAGGCUGAGUCACAUCCUGAACUGCAGGCCCUGAUCCACAACGUUCAACAAGAGAAUGGCUACACCAGCACGGACGAAGAGGUCUCAGAGUUCAGCCUGGCUUCAGAUGGGAGCAUAUCCCAGUCUUUCACCAUGAAGGGCUCAGCAAGCCAGGAUGACUUUAAAUUCAAGGGAGAGCCGAAGCUCUCAGGGCAGAUGAAGGCAGUGUCGGCUGAGUAUCUAGGACCCACGCUGGACGUCUCCACCAAGAACAUCACCAAGUCCUUGGCAUCCCUCAUGGAGAUCAAAGAGGAUGGGAUCAGCUUCUCCAUCCGAGACUCCUAUUAUAAGGAGAAGGUGUCACGCACUGUCAGCCUGCCCACUCGAGGAAGCACCUUUCCCAGGCAAUCUCGUGGCUCGGACAUUUUGCCUCUGACAAGGAGGAAAUCCUAUGACCGUGGGCAACCUGCCAGGCCUCCAGAUGUUGGCUUCACACCUCCUCCAUCCCCACCCACCCGUCCACGCAACGACCGCAAUGUCUUCUCUCGUCUCACGAGCAACCAGAGCCAGGGGUCUGCCUUGGAUAAGUCUGAUGACAGCGAUUCCUCUGUCUCGGAGGUGCUGAGGGGCAUCAUUAACCCGGUGGGUGGCACCAAGAACGCCCGGACAGCGCCACUGCAGUGUGUCUCCAUGGCAGAGGGACACACCAAGCCUGUGCUCUGCCUGGAUGCCACCGAUGAGCUGCUUUUCACUGGGUCUAAAGAUCGGAGCUGCAAAAUGUGGAACCUGGUGACAGGCCAAGAGAUUGCUUCCCUCAAGGGUCAUCCAAACAACGUGGUUUCCAUCAAGUACUGCAGCCACACAGGGCUGGUGUUCACCGUGUCCACAUCAUACAUCAAGGUGUGGGACAUCCGGGACUCGGCUCGGUGCAUCCGCACCCUCACAUCUUCUGGACAGGUGAUUUCUGGGGACGCAUGUGCUGGGACCACCACCCGCAUGGUCACCAGUAUGCAGGGGGAGCACCAGAUCAACCAGAUUGCUCUCAAUCCCACUGGCACCAUGCUCUAUGCUGCUACUGGUAACUCCGUCCGCAUCUGGGAGCUGAGCAGGCUGCAGCCCAUCGGGAAGCUGAGCGGCCACAUCGGGCCUGUGAUGUGUCUCACGGUGAACCAGACGUCGAGCAACCAUGAUCUGGUGGUCACAGGCUCCAAAGAUCACUAUGUCAAGGUGUUUGAGAUUGCAGAGGGCACGGUGGGCAACAUUGGCCCCACUCACAACUUCGAGCCCCCUCACUACGAUGGCAUUGAGUGCUUGGCCAUCCAGGGGGACGUUCUCUUCAGUGGCUCCAGGGACAACGGCAUAAAGAAGUGGGACCUGGAGCAGCAGGAACUUAUCCAGCAAAUCCCCAAUGCCCACAAGGACUGGGUCUGUGCCCUGGCGUUCAUCCCUGGCCGCCCCAUGGUGCUGAGUGCCUGCCGAGGAGGCAUGAUCAAGGUCUGGAAUGUGGACACCUUCACCCCUGUUGGGGAGAUCAAAGGGCAUGACAGCCCCAUCAAUGCUAUCUGCACCAACUCCAAGCAUAUCUUCACUGCCUCUAGUGACUGCCGGGUAAAGUUAUGGAGUUACGUGCCUGGGCUCACCCCUUGCCUUCCACGACGCGUCCUUGCCAUAAAGGGCCGUGCUACUAGUCUGCCUUGA